Messenger RNA from Aphanomyces invadans, 1267 nucleotides. RefSeq lists its product as hypothetical. Bases 26 to 649 code for a protein of 207 amino acids. The transcript has 2 exons. Gene Ontology annotation, cellular component: endoplasmic reticulum membrane. The record is from RefSeq and is a predicted model, not a curated record. Gene Ontology annotation, biological process: phosphatidylserine catabolic process; monoacylglycerol catabolic process. Lineage: Eukaryota; Oomycota; Saprolegniomycetes; Saprolegniales; Verrucalvaceae. Gene Ontology annotation, molecular function: monoacylglycerol lipase activity; phosphatidylcholine lysophospholipase A1 activity.
CCACGGCGGCCUUGGUUUGUGGCGCAUGGGCUGGUUGACGGGAACGCUGAGCAUUUUCGUAGUCUGCAUGAGCACCUUGUUUACGCCGCAAGGUCAAGGCAUUGUAGUAUACCUGAACUUCCCAGCGUUUCUAUGGUUUUCGUUUGCCACACCAUGGCGGCCUCAACCGGUGGGCUUUCCUGGCUUGCCAUCGACGUCCAACCACUACAUUCCCAGUACGAACAACGUCACACUUGGCGUGUGGUACACGCAAACCCAGCCCAAGUCUCACAAGCUCGUGUUGUAUCUGCAUGGGAAUGGCGAGCAUCGUGGCAUGUCUGUGAGUGUGGGAAAGCAUACGAUGUAUCCACAACGUCCGUUCGGCGCCAAUAUUCUCUCUGUCGACUACCGAGGCUUUGGCGACUCCUCGUUUGUGUGGCCAACGGAGCAAGGCGUUUACGACGAUGCCCUGGCGGCCUUUGACUUUGCCACGUCAACGCUGGGGUUUCAACCCCAUCAAAUUCUUGUUCAUGGAUACUCCCUCGGAAGCGCCGUGGCCACACGUUUGGUGCACAAUCUUUGCCAGAGGUCAACGUGUCCAGCUGGAUUGCUUCUAGAGGUCGCGAGGACGAUAAAUCCCUCACAAGAUGUGCGUAUAAUGCCGUCUUGAGUAGGCUCCGUUCUUGUCGAUCAGCGAUAUGGUUAUGGAGAUUUUACGAGUCAAAGUUCCUACUUCGCUGCUGCAUCACCACUUCCCGACAAAGGCCAUCCUGGGCUCGAUUCCAGUGCCCAUUUUAAUCGUCCAUGGCACCCAUGACAGUGUCGUACCCAUUCGGCAUGGUGAAAUGUUGGCCACAAUGUUUCCUGGCUGCACGAUGAGGUAUUGUCCUGUUGCCGGCGCGAGCCACAUGACAUCGUUUGGCUAUCGCGACGCCCGAUAGUGUGUCACUGACACGUUCUGGUCGCACAUUUGGAGUUGCUGUUAUCGCCAUUCUGCCACCAUGCGGUUUCGGCGACUUGUGAUGGACGCAUCUCCCUUCGACCGCACUACACGAGCUGUUUGACAGAGGAGUCCAGCGUGACUUGGAUCAGUGCGUACAGUCACCCCAUUCGUCGUUGGAACAACGAAUCGAUUUGUGCAAAGGUGCUUUCGCCAUUUCCUUGAAGAUAUGGGUCGAGCCCAGAACAACACUUCUUUGCCGAGGAGUGGUGCCGCUAAACGCGCUUGUAACCACGAUGGAAUUGUACAUAGAACAGCGCUCAAAUCAAAUCCGAGAGAGCAGUUAUG